AUUCACAUCUUAUAGGUCUUUUAAUCUUUUGUAUUGUAUAGACUUUUAUAUAUAAGUUCAAAUGUAUACUUCUAUUUCAGAUCUGUUUGAACUACUGAAAGAAUCAUGUGAAAUAAAAUUAAAAGUUAUACAAACGUCCUUCUAAUAUACAUUUUAUUCUUUCAAAUAAACAUGUUGUUGUGUCGCCAGCAUGUCACUCCCCCUUCGUAAUUGUUGGCAACGAGUGCUUAUACUUCCACGAGGGUUAUAUGAACUGGAAUGAUGCCAAAGACUACUGCAGGAACCUGAGCAGUUCAGAAUCCCAACUCAGAUCUGGCAACAGUGGACGCUGUGAGCAACUUGGUGAUAUUCAUCAACACAUCCUCUUGGAAUAUAGCCCACUGUGGCACUGGAUAGGUGGCACUGAUUCAUAUGAAGAAAGCGACUGGCACUGGUUAACCGGUGGUACUGUACCUGUGAGUACCCCAUUCUGGUAUCCUGGACACCCUCUGCUUAAUACAACUUUGAACUGCUUGGCCCUGCAGCAAUUCACAGGGUAUUUUUUUGAUUACAGUUGCACUUCUCACGGACCCUUCAUCUGCGAGGAAUUUUCCGUCGCUACCUGAAAUAAAUAAUGGAGACAUUGUAAAUUAUUAGCCAAUUAAAACAGGAUAACAAAGAUUGAAGUAUGUUCUCACAUAUAUGCAUUAAUGCACUAAUUGCUUCUUUCAAAACAUUACUGUUUCAAUCUAUUUAUGGGAAUAAAUAUAUAUAAAACUGCA
Molecule: messenger RNA, 761 nt
Organism: Cherax quadricarinatus
Lineage: Eukaryota; Metazoa; Arthropoda; Malacostraca; Decapoda; Parastacidae
Source: RefSeq, a predicted model, not a curated record